UGCAGGAAGUGUCUUCCCCCGCAAUCGUCGACUCCGCACGUCCAUACGAAUGUGAGGUUUGUAGCAAACGAUUUAUCCACAAUAGGAACCUUCGCCGACACGUUCGGACACAUCUCAACGAACGACCAUUCUGUUGUGAUGUUUGUGGUAAAUCAUUUAUCAGACGUAGCGAUACUUUGCGACAUCGGUUGACACACACCAGUGAGCGACCGUUCAAGUGCAAAUUUUGCGACAAAAGUUUUGCCUCUAAACGUUACCUGAUUAGGCACAUUCUUAUUCAUACGGGUGACUACCGUCACAAGUGCGAUGUGUGUGAUAAAGGAUUCGUUAGCCAUGCUCGUUUGAAGGAACACAAGGGCAUUCAUACCGGUGACCAACCAUACAGCACGGAAAAACUGGUAGUCGAUCGAGCGAAUGACAACGGACAGAGCAAUGGAAAAGCAGUUAACACCUCGAAGGCAGCAUCUUCCAUCCAAACCAUUGAUUACAAAAGUUAUGAAUGCGAACUUUGUGGCAAAAGAUUUCUGAAGAAAUAUAAUUUAAAGGUGCACAUGCGCAUUCAUAGUGGCGAAAAACAAUUCAAAUGCGAUAUCUGCGGUCAAGCAUUCACCACACGCUGCGGCAUUUCUCGCCAUCGGCUUUUACAUACCGAUAAGCGGCCAUAUAUUUGCACCGUGUGUGGCAAAGAUUUUAAGUUCAAAAAUAACCUAAUUACCCACAUGGUCCAUCACACGGGUAACUACCCUCACAGGUGUGAUGUAUGUGGGAAAGGAUUCGUUAAUGGUAUUCGUUUGAAGGAGCACAAGCGCACUCAUACCGGCGAGAGACCAUACAAGUGUGAUAUCUGCGAGAAAGGAUUUGCUGUAAAAGAUCAAGUGGUUGUUCACCUACGCACUCACGCACGACCGUCUCAGUGUGAUAUUUGUGGAAAAGAAUUCAAAGAUAAUUAUCUAUUCGUCCUACACAAAGGCAUGCACGAGGGCAUCUACCGCUUCAAAUGUGACAUUUGUGACAAAGAAUUUCUGAAGAAAUGUCAAUUUACCGUGUACAUGCGCUCGCAUAGUGGCGAAAAACCAUUCUUAUGCGAUAUAUGCGGCAGAGGCUUUGCAGCAGCAAUAACCCGGAAUCGGCAUACGCAUUCACAUGGUAUUGAGCUUCCUUAUGGUUGUGAGAUUUGCAAACAACGAUUCCUCACUCAACAAGAACUGGACUCGCAUAAGAGUGAACAUGUCGGUGAACCACCACUUCGGUGUGAGACUUGUGGAAAAGAAUUUGUCUUCCGACACUACUUCGAUCUGCACAUGUUGACGCACACCGGUGGAAAACCGUACGAGUGUGAUAUAGGGUAA
This is a messenger RNA of Topomyia yanbarensis, 1349 nucleotides long. Its product is annotated as zinc finger protein 492-like. The record is from RefSeq and is a predicted model, not a curated record. The coding region runs from base 552 to 1349 and encodes 265 amino acids. Gene Ontology annotation, cellular component: nucleus. The transcript has 2 exons. NCBI's taxonomy places the organism in Eukaryota, Metazoa, Arthropoda, Insecta, Diptera, Culicidae.